GCAUCCGUUGAGCAUCAUCGACCGACAGCCGGCGGUAGACGAGACAGCGACAGUGUUGUUGGUUGAAGGAUACUCUGCGUGAUCGUUCGAAAACUUGUCCCAAGCGUUGGUCGCCUCGCCAAGCGUGAAUUGUGUGUUUUGGUUCAUCUCGACCCCCGCCCUCAGCGAAGUCCUUUCGGGGUUUCGAAAGGAUUCCCAGUUUCCAUCCGACAGCUCCGACAGUGUAUUUGGUGUGGUCAGAAUGGUCGUCAAGUUGCAUCUCAUCUGUGGCGUGUUCCUGUUCGCGUUCCUCAGCUGGGCCCACGGACAGCCGGUCAAGGAUCAGGAGCUGGAGGAGGUGCUGUCGAAGCUACAGGACCUGAAGCGGCUAAACGAUGCGACAGGUUCGACCACGAAGCCCAAUGAAGAGAAGGUGAGCGCGGUGGCUAGUCUGGAACAGCGGGCGGGUCAGCGGACAGUGGCGCCUUCGGUGGUAACCGGCUACAAGACGAAGCGCUCGCUCAACAACUCGGACCGCCGGACGCUACUCUACAACUACUAUUCGCGCGGACUGGCCCCGAUGUACGACAAGAGAAACUUUGAUGAGAUUGACCGCUUCGCACGCUUCAACGGCAAGCGCAACCUGGACUACGAACCGUCGUACGUGGGUGACCACGGCUACAACGGGCGGCUGAGCAAGCGCAACUUUGACGAGAUCGAUCGGUAUAACGGAUUUAAUUACCGUCUGAACGGUGACGAGGUGGCUACGAUUGGCAAGCGGAACUUUGACGAGAUCGACCGGUUCGGACGGUUCGCGUUCAACAAGCGCUACUUCCCGGAGGUGAACGAGCUGAGCGCGGCCGGCGGCGGCAACAGCCUCAAGCACGAUCUCUCGGACGAUAUGGCCGUGAUCAACGAGUACUCGCAGUAAGUGACCCUCUGCCGCCACGGUAGGCCGCACGUCACAGCGCAAUCAAUUGCCAGCAGCAGCACUAUCCAACAAAAACACUACCCGAAGCACGGCGCGCGUACCACAGUGGUGGGAAGGAACAGGAACGGAUCGGACUGGACUGGCGGGUUGACCGACCACGCUGACGAUGACUGGGGAGCUUUCCGUGUACGUGUGUGUAGUACGUGUGUUUCAGAUUAAAGACUUCUUGUGUGUGUGUGUGUAUGUAACAUUACAGCGUUAGUCUCUGACUUAAACUUAAACUUAGAAAACCCCAAAACCCAGAUACCCAGCGACCCAGGAGUGAUACGCGAGGGACACGGAACGUGGAGUAGAGGAGGUAGAGUUGGGCGGCGAAUUUGCACUAUAGCACAAAGGCAGAGAAAAUGCAACUUUAUUGAAAUCAAAACGAAUAUUGAAUAAACCAAAUUG
Anopheles cruzii is the source of this 1360-nucleotide messenger RNA. RefSeq names its product orcokinin peptides type A-like. The transcript has 3 exons. The record is from RefSeq and is a predicted model, not a curated record. Lineage: Eukaryota; Metazoa; Arthropoda; Insecta; Diptera; Culicidae. Bases 242 to 910 code for a protein of 222 amino acids.